Molecule: messenger RNA, 723 nt
Organism: Penicillium cinerascens
Lineage: Eukaryota; Fungi; Ascomycota; Eurotiomycetes; Eurotiales; Aspergillaceae
Exons: 4
Coding region: 1-723 (240 amino acids)
Molecular function (GO): hydrolase activity
Source: RefSeq, a predicted model, not a curated record
AUGCCUGGGAUGAUCAACAAGGUCAUCUCUCUGGCACUGGUGGCCAUUUCGUCGAGUCUGGUUGUGCAGCAGGCCCAUGCCCAGACUGUACCGAAGAAGCAAUGCGCGACGAGUGUUCAUGCUAUCAUUGCUCGGGGUCAAGGCCCUGGCAAUAAUCUGAACGUCAUGGUCAAGGUUCAGAAUAUGAUCCUGGACCAGAUUCCGGGAUCAACCAGUCUUGGUCUGCCUUAUGCUCAUGACGCCGAGGACAAAUUCACUGCGGUCCACAACGGAGCUAUCAUGAUGCAGAACUAUGUCAACGACUAUCUCAAGGUCUGCCGGGAUUCCAAGAUUGCGCUGAUUGGAUACUCCCUGGGCGCUGUUACCAUGAUGGAAGCCGUCUGCGGCACGAGCUCUGCUUUGUUGAUUCCCACGCAGCCUUUCGAUCCCUCCUUGAACAAGGCCAUUAUUGCUGCUAUUGCAUACGGCGAUGAGACCUACGUUCCUUUGCAGCCAUGGAACGUGGGAGACUGCACAAUCGGCUUGGGUAUAUUCCCCCGUUUGCUUCCGAGUACCUGCGAUCCCUUUGCCUCCUCCCUGCAAAGCUAUUGCGAUUACGGCGACGACCAAUGCUGCGGAAUCUACCCCCUGGACGACAAUGCAGCCCACCACGAUUACGUCGAUAAGUACAGCCAGGACGUGGUGAACUUCAUCAAGGGCCGCUUGGAUGGGUCUAUCAACUGA